Molecule: messenger RNA, 4899 nt
Organism: Brassica rapa (field mustard)
Lineage: Eukaryota; Viridiplantae; Streptophyta; Magnoliopsida; Brassicales; Brassicaceae
Product: homeobox-leucine zipper protein HAT7-like
Biological process (GO): positive regulation of DNA-templated transcription
Cellular component (GO): nucleus
Molecular function (GO): sequence-specific DNA binding; DNA-binding transcription factor activity
Source: RefSeq, a predicted model, not a curated record
UUGUAAUCAACUCAAAAUAUAAUAAUAACAUUUACUCAAAAAAAAUUUAUAUUUGGAUUUCGAGUUUUAAUGAUUUGUGUUUGUGGCUUGGUAAUUUAAAAGUGAAAAUGUAAUAGAAUUUAAGAAUUAAAGUAGCUUAGCUUUUUUCUUAAAUCAAAUUAGUCUUACUUUGAAAAAAUAAUACAGUAUUUAGAUAUUUUUAGAAUAUUUUUAAAAGUGCUAUUUUAAAACUUGCCCAUAAAUUUCCCAAUUUUCCAUUUUCUAUGUUUGUUUAAUAUAUGUACUAAAGUUUCAUGUUGACAAAAAAAAAAAAUGUACUAAAGUUUCAUAUCUCUGCACAGCUGUUUGACUUUCGAUACUUCGCGAAUUGGUAUCUUCCAUGGUUGCGUUGACUUUUAUCUCUUUACUUCAGUUCAGUGUCUUGGAACUCGUCUAAAACCUCGUGCCCUCUCUUUCCAAUUCGAAUAGUGCGUAAAUGGUAUCGUUCUUCUUACUCUAUUCUUCUUCCAUGUUCCUUCACAAUUUUGGACCCUUGUCUCAGAUACGUCCUUUAAACCGUUUGUCACUGAAGCAAGAGGCAAUUCCCAAGUGGAGAGUCCGAAUACCUAUUUGAUCAAAAAAAAAAAAAAGAGUCCGAAUACCUGAAAUUGGAGGAGCAGGAAGAAGGUAACUGUCAAAAGAGAGUAUAUACCAUCCGGAUCAUCUCAUUAACUUUCAACACUUACAAUUUUAUAAAACUACCGAGACCGGUUCAGGAGGUAGCUCUCUUUUGACAGGAAGUAGCUCUCUUUUAACUGUCAAAAGUUGUUCUGUAAUCUGAAUUAGGUUUCAUGAAACAUAUAUUGCUUUAGAAUAUAAUACCGUAAUUUAUAGGCAUACAAUUAUUAUAUCAUAGCUCAUCCUAUCAAAUUUUAAGUAAAUUAAGUAGCAUGUAAAACAUUACUCCAUUGUACUCUCCACAUGAAUUUGGAGUUUGGAAAGAGAAGAUAAAUUAGAAAAUAAUACAACAAAUCACUCAAAUAUGGUCAUAAUCGAAUAAACUCAGUUCCUGAUGUAUCGAUGCAAAGGCAGAUCUGGUGAAGUUGAUUGUUAAGCUCCGGAUAUUUGUUACAUUCGAUGCCUGGAGUAAACCCAAUGGCAUCUUUUUCGCGUCUUUAAUCUCUCGAAGAUCAUAGAAUCCCUCGUCUGGUAUGAUUCCUAUAGUUACACCACACAUUCAGAAAAAAAGGAAAAUUAUAUAUAGAGUCUAAUUAAGCAUACGUAAAUUAAUACAUUGAUUAGAUAUAGUGACUUUUUAGAUUAAUUAGUGUGUAUGUAGACCAGAGUUUGCGAGGAUGUGAAGAAGAUUGGCCUUAAUUAUCUCUAAGUGAAGAGUAUUCUCAAAGUAGUCAUGUAGAUCCAUUGUGGACUCGGAACACGUGCCGUGUUUUUUCCACUCGUGUUUCCAAAACUUGAAACCAUCGUUGCUCGCACACGAUAGUGUUAGCCACUUCGCUCGCAAACUACUACAAUAUCCGAUAUCUAUACAUUCAAAUAUGAAUUUGAUAUAUACAACGUAAACAAAAUAAACUGAAAGAAAAAAAGGAAUAUUUACACAAUCACAUAGUAAUAUUACUAUUACAUGUACCUUAGAUCGAUCAAAUUCACUGUCGGGAUUGCAGUUUGAUGGAUGCGAACCAUCAUUGUAACCUGCCCACUACGCAAAUGUUUCAAAACAAAUUAACUUUGGCUGUUUAUUUCUGACUUAUAUUAACAUCAAAAUUAGAAUUUCAUGGGGUACAUAUUUGUAAAAAACAGUGAUGAACUUGAGAUAAAGCAGAUUACGUAUCUGAAGAGCUAAGUAGAAGAAAUCAAAGUCUGCAGCUUUAGGAGGUAACAUGAAAACAUUAGAAACUUGAGGGUAAACCAACUUUUUACUCCCAUUUUGUAUACUCUUCGUUUUUGUAAUAAUGCACAAAUGAAACAUUUUGGCUUCAAAUUAAUAAAGACAAAUAGCUUGUCCUUAAUACAUUUUCAUUAAUUAGGUGUUUAUUAGUGCCCUCGUGAUCUAUUAAAAUUCUCGCACGUUCUAUCUUUAAUCAUCUUAUUAUUGUUUUGAAAAAGAAUGCAAAAAUAUUUAGGUUUUUAACAUAAUAUAUCUCUUGGUAUAAAUUAGGAACGAGCUAUUUAAAAAAAAACAUGUAUCCCUUUCAUUAUGCAUGCAAUUGCCGCUAUUUAUAUAUUUAACAAUGUGCAAUAUUAUAACAAAAUUCAUUUCUAGUAUGCUACUUAAUAAAAAAUUGGAAAGGAACAAUAUCAAGCACAAGCGAACCAAGUUCAAACAAUUCACAGGUAUAUAUAUCUAGCUACUAAUGUACAUACUAACAUUUAAUAAUUCGCUAAUGAAUGCUUUGUAAGAAAGGGUCAAAGACUCAAAAGUGUUGAUCAUAAUUAAUUAGUAACUGAGGAUCUGGCCACGAUCAGCGUUAAACGUGUCAUACAAUUAAUUUUGUCUUAAUCUAACCUAUACUAAAAGGGUUAUAUGAGGAGUAGUGAGUGUGUCCACGUAGGACAAUUAAAUCAGCCAAUAGGAGAAGAGCUCUCCGCCACGUCACCUCUGCUUGUGACAAAGCAAUAUCACGGUUCUGGUGAACCCGAUUUCACUCGCUUCAUCUUCUCCGUUUCCCCUUUUUGCGAUCUUCAUCACCACUGACAAUCAAACUUUCUCUUUACUCUCAUCUUUAAUGUCUUUCGUUUCACCUCCCUCUCCAUCUAUUUCUUAUAAACCUUUUCACCAUUUCCUGGUUCCAAUCAAAAUCCAGAGAAUCCUCUCAGGAAGCCAAAUCCACAUGAAAUUGAAUGGCACAUCCCCACCGAUCAGACAUACCGGCUAAACCGGUGUCUCCUCCACCAACUCUGUCUCCGGCGAUUCAGACUCCUCUAAGAAACACAAAGUCAACUUUUUGAUUUCUAUGGAGCCAAGUUGAUAUUAUUGAUGGUGGCUAUCGUUGGAGAAAAUAUGGCCAAAAAGCGGUCAAGAACAACAUGUUCCCCAGAUGAUCUUUAUAAUCCCCAAAAAGCUUAAAGCAGGCAAUGGAGUGGACCUUGAAACAGCAAAUGGGCGACACAAUUUCAAAAAUAAGAAAGCUUUUUAUACUGAAGAAACACCGUUUCAAGUACUCCAUGGUCAUACUGGAGAUGUCUUGGACUUGGCAUGGUCAGACUCAAAUUUGCUUCUUUCAGCUUCUAAAGACAAGACAGUUCGGCUAUGGAGAGUUGGUUGUGAUGAGUGUCUUCAUAUCUUCCAUAAUAACAACUACACAUGGACUCAUGUUUCAGCAACUUCAUGAAGACAAUGCUCAUCACUUACCUUCUCAUACCUCUCCCCCUUCUUGCCCUCCUCAUCUCUUCUAUGGAAAGAGGAGGAGGAAACUACAUGAUCAACAGAUCAAUGACGUUCACGGGAGUAUCAGACCACCACCAUCUUACUCAAAGAAGCCUGACCAUGACGAAGACAAUCUAUCAGAUGAUGGGUCCCAUAUGAUGUUAGGAGGGACGAAGAAGAGGCUGAAUUUAGAGCAAGUUAGGGCAUUAGAGAAGAUCUUCGAGCUAGGGAACAAGUUGGAGCCUGAGAGGAAGAUGCAGCUAGGUAAGGCCUUAGGGUUGCAGCCUAGGCAGAUUGCGAAUUGGUUUCAGAACAUGAAAUCUAGGUUGAAGACAAAGCAGCUUGAAAGAGACUAUGAUACUCUGAAGAAACAGCUCGAUGUUUUGAAAUCGGAUAAUGAUUCUCUUCUAGCACACAAUAAGAAACUCCAUGAUGGAUUCCAUAGAUGUCAAAGCUCGAAUCUGGGGUUUAUCAGAACAGAGGGUCGUCGCUUGGACCGAUGCUCAUGACUCCAUUUCAGCAAGAUACCAACACAACGGAAAUGUAAUUUUCUUUUCAGUUUUGCUCUGUUUUGGAGAUUACAAAGUUCGCAGCUUUGCUCUGUUUUUAAAAUCGCAGCUUUGCUCUGUUUUUUUAUACAGCCUUCUAAUUUUUUACGCUUCGGAAAAAGCAAGAUAUUUAUCGAGUUACUGAUCAGAGUUUAACUAUUUCUUUCUUGCACAACUCUGUUGGAGAGUGGUUGGAACAGAUGGGGCAGCAAGAAAUAUUUUUUUUGUUGGAUCCAUCGCUUUUCAGGAUGUAGCACACAAGGUCUCUGCCCUUAAAGUUUUUCUUAACAGGGGAGACAUGGCAAGACUUAAGGAGAUUCAAGAAGCUGUCUUACAAAUGAGCGCACUAAAGGCUCUGAGAAAUGAACUGAUUCACAAACUGAGAAGUGAAAGAAUGUCGUAUCAUGGAGAUGAAUCAAGCUGGAACCGAUCAUGGGUGGCAAUUUAGAAGCUCUGGGCUUCAAAGUGGAACGUGAGAGCUUACGUCAGUAGAAAACUAGAGUUGACCCAUGAUGCCGUCUGCAUGUCGGUGCUGGUUCAAGAAUCAUGUGGUGAUUAUGCUUUCGUCAUUCACACAAACAAUCCUGUCACUGGUGAUCCUUCAAAAAUACACACAAGAGAUUGUGAAGGGUUUGGGAGAGACCUUGGUUGGAGGAUAUCCAGGACGAGCAAUGAGCUUUAUCACCAAGAAAACAAACCUCAACUCGCCAACCGUGAGAAACAAAAAACAGAUAGUGUUUGCAUGUUAACUCCAGUAAGUAUUUGCUGUGCAGGUGAUCAGUAGUUACCCAAGUAAGAGGAUAGUUCUGUACUCUAAACCCUCUAUCAUGUUCUUAGCAGGAAUGUUGUCAAAGUCUAUACACAUUAAUACCAAAUAAUUGUUUUCCCCCUAAGUAAUAGACAACCUAUAAAAACCAUUGUUUUCUUUAAUGUUUUUUUUUUGGAUUUUUGUUUCUCUUAAUUGUUGGACUAAACAUAUAUCAAUAA